Molecule: messenger RNA, 342 nt
Organism: Staurois parvus
Lineage: Eukaryota; Metazoa; Chordata; Amphibia; Anura; Ranidae
Source: the annotation of a GenBank genome assembly
AUGUGCCACUUUCAGGUCUCCUCACACUGCUGGUGGGUUCCAUUUUGUCAUAGGGUGCUGGCAGAUUACGGGCCUCCCAUUGCUGCUGCCAGGCCCGUAAUCUGUCAUGGGCCCCUGUACCGCCUCCUCAUGCUGCUGCCAGGUCCAGAGUGUCUCAUGGGUCCCUGUACGGCCUCCCAUUGCUGCUGUCUCCAUCGCCACACUCUGCCAUGUGCCACUUUCAGGUCUCCUCACACUGCUGGUGGGUUCCAUUUUGUCAUAGGGUGCUGGUGGGUUCCAUUUUGUCAUAGGGUGCUGUAUGGCCAUUCCCAUUGCUGCUGCCACUUUCAGGUCCCUCCACCG